AUGCUUGGAUUCUCCGAGCACCAAAUCACCCAAGUUUUGGAUAAUCUGGAUGCAAUUUUCAGUUUAUCAGAUGUUUAUAGAUUUGUAGAGAUAUGGGAUAUGUGUCAUGCACAGGAGAUUCUGGAAGUUAUAAGCAAAGGUUUUAAUGAUGUGACUACAGGAAUGCAGUCAUCUGAGCCUUCUCCUUUAGAGGAGAAUGGCUAUGAUUUUGACGGGGUUUUUUAGAGGGGUUUUUUGAUGAGUGGAAUGAGUGGAAUGAAUUUCUCUAA
This is a messenger RNA of Pocillopora meandrina, 269 nucleotides long. Lineage: Eukaryota; Metazoa; Cnidaria; Anthozoa; Scleractinia; Pocilloporidae. The record is from the annotation of a GenBank genome assembly.